AUGCUGCAGCGGAUAGCUGCGGGAAGGUUUGCGACGGAACGUGAUGCCUGGAAAAAUGCCUCGCCAUCUGCCAAGGACUUCGUUUGCAAGCUGCUGACGGUCGAGGCUCGUCGGCGACCCGAUGCUGACCAGGCCCUCCAGCACCCCUGGAUUUCCAAGCGCGACUCAGUGGCUCGCAGCUAUGUCAGCAAGGACAUCGUCGACGCACUUUGCUCUUUCUCUGAAGCAUCGGCCUUUCGCCGUGCUUGUUUGCUGGUCAUGGCCAUUUCCCUCUCCAACGAGGAGCGUGCCGAGGUUCACAAAGCCUUUCUGGAGAUCGACAAGGAUCACAGUGGCACGAUUACCCUCAGCGAGCUUCGCAGUGUCCUCGAGGAGAAGUUCCACAUUGAGGAUGCAGCGGUAGCCAG
Molecule: messenger RNA, 407 nt
Organism: Symbiodinium necroappetens
Lineage: Eukaryota; Dinophyceae; Suessiales; Symbiodiniaceae
Source: the annotation of a GenBank genome assembly